Messenger RNA from Anopheles maculipalpis, 458 nucleotides. Its product is annotated as NPC intracellular cholesterol transporter 2 homolog a-like. Gene Ontology annotation, molecular function: sterol binding. Bases 1 to 456 code for a protein of 151 amino acids. The transcript is spliced from 2 exons. NCBI's taxonomy places the organism in Eukaryota, Metazoa, Arthropoda, Insecta, Diptera, Culicidae. Gene Ontology annotation, biological process: intracellular cholesterol transport. The record is from RefSeq and is a predicted model, not a curated record.
AUGUUCCGAGUACUGUUCUUGAUUGCUUUGGUUCCGGCUCUUGUGUACGGUAAUGUGAGCCGUGCUUGCACCGGAGGUCGUGCACAGCCGCUAAGCGUGGCCAUUGAGGGAUGCAGUGCGGCUCCCUGCAACCUGGUCCGGGGGCAGGAUGUGAUCGCUUACAUUGAUUUUACUGCCGAUCGUGCCAUUACAUCGAUGACUACGGUAGCCACUGCUACCGCGCUCGGAGUGGUAACGAACUAUCCAUUGGGCUCGAACGCCGUCACCUGCAACUUCCUGCAGGGCAGUAGCUGUCCAUUGUCCGCCAACGAGGAUGUCACCUACCGCUUAACCAUGCCAAUUCUGUCAAUCUACCCGCUAGUUAGCCUUAGUAUUGAGAUCGAUGUGGUGGACCAGAACACUAACUCCGUUACGUGUUUCGUAGUGGAUGCGCAGGUUGUCACUGCCACGAAUUGAGG